AGCUGUCAAAAUUAGUUUUUUUUUUGGCAACUGCUGUUAUGUAUUUACUUUAAUCUCUUGCUUCAUAUUUACAGAUAUAAAAUAGACAUCAUGUCACUAACAAAUUAUAGCAAGUUUAUUAAUUUAGUGACGAUGAAUUUAAGAAUUCAGCAGCAAAGUUAUUUACAUACAUCGCCAGUGUGCUGUGAAAUAAGGAAGUUGGCCCGGCUGCGUGUAGUGGACAAUAGUGAAAUUGGAAAGCGUGCUAUGGCUGAGGGCAGACCACCGCGUUGCAUUCAUGUCUAUAAUAAAAAGUCGGUUGGAAAAAUUGGAGAUAAAGUACUUGUAGCAAUAAAAGGUCAAAUGAAAAAAGGUAUACUAGUUGGACUUAAGCAAGACCAAUUGCCUAAAGUGCCAAAAUUCGAUAGCAACAAUAUAGUUUUAAUAGAUGACAAUGGCACUCCAAUUGGUACUCGUAUACAUGUCCCAAUACCAACGAUUUUACGAACAAUCUUAAAGGAAAAAACGCAAUCUAAAGGUGCCGAUUACACCAAGGUGUUGGCCAUUGCUAGUCGAUUUGUUUAAGUAAAUGUAUAGAAAUUAAUCUAGUAAUGAAUAAAAAAAAACCUUAAAUGUAAAAA
Molecule: messenger RNA, 620 nt
Organism: Teleopsis dalmanni
Lineage: Eukaryota; Metazoa; Arthropoda; Insecta; Diptera; Diopsidae
Gene: mRpL14
Product: 39S ribosomal protein L14, mitochondrial
Exons: 1
Coding region: 91-564 (157 amino acids)
Biological process (GO): translation
Cellular component (GO): mitochondrion; ribosome
Molecular function (GO): structural constituent of ribosome
Source: RefSeq, a predicted model, not a curated record